CAUCGAGAUUCGCCCACAUCGUGAGCUCAAGGUCUUCUACGCGUCAAUUCAUCAUGACUCUACAGUCUAUCACAGGACUCUUCCUGCUCUGUUUUCUGUGCGUCCACUCCUGGUCCACGUCGCUGCCCUCGAAAGGCCUAAUAGAAGAUCAGAAUGAGGACAAAGAGAAAUCCAUCAGCAUCAGUUUCGUUCGAGCCAACUGGGACGGCUACCAAACGAAAGUGGUUCCCAAUCUAGGAUACAGGGGCAACGCCAACUUUGAUUUGCCAGCAACGACAUACGAUGGCAACAGGCUUGUUCUCUACUUCGCGUCAAGGUACGAAAAAGAGCCGGCUUUCUGCAAAUGGCAGUUUGAAGGAUCUGACUACGCUGACACGAUCUACUACUACCGUCUCGGAACUUACAGAGACAGAGUGACUAUUGAUCUGUUUGCGUAUAGUUCAAAAGUUCGAAGCGUCGAGAAGAUCGACUGGACGUCUAUGGAGACGGACUUUUCGGUAAUCUGCUACAACGGUGCACCAAUAAGCGUCUACAAAAGUGGCUGAGGGCGUUCUUGCAAGUGGGCGUGACAGUUUGUGAUGAGACACUAGUGUGCAUGUGUUUGUUUUCGUGCUGUGCUCUGUCGCUAGUAGUCAGACAAGCAGUCGUUUGUAUUCCUUGCUGAUGUUGUAGCUAGAUGUUCAGCGAAGGACUGUUGCUUGAUCAAUAACAAGCUAUUCAUCAUCUCUUAGAAUUAGAGCCUGAAAUCGCCUCACGAUGAUUGUGAAUG
Molecule: messenger RNA, 769 nt
Organism: Corticium candelabrum
Lineage: Eukaryota; Metazoa; Porifera; Homoscleromorpha; Homosclerophorida; Plakinidae
Exons: 1
Coding region: 54-545 (163 amino acids)
Source: RefSeq, a predicted model, not a curated record